AUGGGUCGCGAGGUCGAGUCCAGCGAGGUGGAGGUGGAGGCGUUACCCACGCCUCCUAAGUUCGAUCUGAACAUCGACUGGUCGCAAGUUAAUCUCGAGGCGCUUCAGUUGCCUGAAGGCGAGGACUUCGACAUUAAGAGCGAGGACGAGGAGGAGGAGCUGGAGGUGGUGGAGUCGGAGACGGGCUUCGGGAACGUCAUCGUCGUCGACAACCUGCCCGUCGUGCCGCCCGAAAAGUUUGAGAAGCUGCAGACCGUGGCCAAGAAAAUUUUCGGGCAGAUUGGGCUGAUUCGGGAGGGGGGCCUGUGGAUGCCCGUGAAUAAGGAGACGCAGAAGACAAACGGAUAUGCCUUUAUCGAGUAUGCCACUCCCCAGGAGGCGCAAGCGGCGCGGGAGCAGAUGGACGGGUACAAGCUGGACAAGGCGCACGUCUUUAAAGUUUCCAUGUUUGACGACUUCGAGAAGUACGCGCGCGUGCCCGACCAAUACGCGCCGCCGCCGCUCAAGGAGUACACGCCCUCGGAGAACCUGCAAUGGUUCGCGGCGGACGAGCGCGGGCGCGACCAGUUUGUGAUCCGCUUCGCGUCGGAGACCGAGGUCUACUGGAACGACGCGCGCGCCGCCAAGCCCGACCCCGUCUACCGCCGCACGCCGCGCCCACGGAAGGGGAAGGGGAUUGAGCGGCAUGGUUGGGGAGGGAUGAUAGACGCUAUCCCAUUCUUCUCCACCCCCCUCUCCACCCCCCUCUCCUACCCCCUCUCCACCCCCCCCUCCUACCCCCUCUCCACCCCCCUCUCCUACCCCCUCUCCACCCCCCCACUACCCUCUCCUCCCAACCUCUCCCCCUCCUCCACCUUCUCUCCCCUCUCCCCGCCCUCCCCCCCUUCAGUUUUGGACGGAGAGCUUCGUGCAGUGGUCGCCGCUGGGGAGCUACCUCGCCACCAUCCAUCGCCAGGGCGCCGCCAUCUGGGCCGGCUCCUCGUGGCAACGCAUCAUGCGCUUCGCACACCCGCAGGUGCGCCCAAUUCACUUCUCGCUGGGGGAGCGGUUUCUGGGGACGUACAACAGCCAGCCACGAGCCUGCUAAUGCUGUGCCCUCACCAUCUCGUGUGUCUCUUCUCCCCUCACGUUGUGCCGUGCUGCCGUAUUCUCCGUCCGUUCCUCCUUUCCCCUCCUCAGGUGCGCCUGAUUGACUUCUCGCCGGGGGAGCGCUUCCUGGUGCGGCUGAUCGACUUCUCCCCCGGGGAGCGCUUCCUCGUGACGUACAGCAGCCACGAGCCCGCCAACCCGCGGGACACACAGAAGGUGGUGCUGAACGUGUUUGACGUGCGUACCGGCAAGAGCAUGCGCGAGUUCAAGGGCGCCGCGGACGACUUUGCUACUGGCGGCGCCGGUGGCGUUGCCGGCGUGCAGUGGCCUGUGUUCAGGUGGGCCGGGGGGCGGGAGGACAAGUACUUCGCGCACAUGGGGAAGAACUGUGUGUCGGUGUAUGAGACGAGCACCAUGGCCUUACUUAACAAGACGUCCCUCAAGGCGGACCACGUGCACGACUUCACGUGGGCGGGCGGGCGGGAGGACAAGUAUUUCGCGCGCAUGGGGAAGAACUGUGUGUCUGUCUACGAGACGAGCACCAUGGCGCUGCUGGACAAGAAGUCGCUCAAGGCGGACCACGUGCACGACUUCACGUGGUCGCCCGCUGAGCCCAUCCUGGCCAUGUACAUUCCCGAGUCCAAUGGCGGGAAUCAACCUGCUAGGGUGAGCCUUGUUGCCAUUCCAUCGCGCGAGGAGCUGAGGCAAAAGAACCUAUUCAGCGUGAGCGAGUGCCGCAUGGCGUGGCAGAGCGCGGGAGAGUACCUGGCAGUCAAGGUUGACCGUUACACCAAGACCAAGAAAACCACCUACUCGGGCUUCGAGCUCUUCCGCAUCAAGGAGCGCGACAUCCCUAUCGAAGUCCUUGAGCUGGAAAACAAGAACGAUAAGGUCAUCGACUUUGCGUGGGAGCCCAAGGGGCAUAGAUUUGCGGUGAUUCACGGGGACGGGCCGAAGCCGGACGUGUCGAUUUACACGAUGAAGCCGGCGGGGGCGGGCGGCGCGGGGGGCGUUGUGAAGGUGGCGAAGCUGACGACGCUCAAGGGGAAGCAGGCGAACACGCUGUGCUGGUCGCCCAUGGGGCGGUUCCUGGUGCUGGCGGGGCUCAAGGGGUUCAACGGGCAGUUUGAGUUCUUCAAUGUGGACGAGCUGGAGACCAUGGGCACGGGGGAGCACUUCAUGGCCACCGAUGUCGAAUGGGACCCCACCGGCAGGUACCUAGCAACGGCGGUGACGUCGGUGCAUCAGAUGGAGAACGGCUUCCACAUCUGGUCCUUCAGCGGCCGCCUGCUCUACCAGCUCCCCCGUGACCGCUUCAUGCAGUUCCUGUGGAGACCCCGACCCCCCUCCCUGCUGCCCGCGGAAAAAGAGGCAGAAGUUUCCAAGAACCUGCGCAAGUACAGCCGAAAGUACGAGGUGGAGGACGAGGAGGCCGGGGCGGCGUCAAGCGCAGCCGAGGUGGAGAGGCGGCGCAUGGUGCUGGACGAGUGGCGGCAGUGGCAGGCGGAGUGGCGGCACAUAGACGAGCAGGAGGAGAAGCUGCGGGCAGCGAUUAGAGGAGGCGUGAAGGAGGAGGAAGAGGAGUAUAAGGCGGAGGAGGUGGAGGUGGAGGAGAUUAUUGACAUUCAGGAGGAGAUUGAGAGGUUUGAGUGA
Messenger RNA from Closterium sp. NIES-65, 2742 nucleotides. NCBI's taxonomy places the organism in Eukaryota, Viridiplantae, Streptophyta, Zygnematophyceae, Desmidiales, Closteriaceae. The record is from the annotation of a GenBank genome assembly.